Durusdinium trenchii is the source of this 981-nucleotide messenger RNA. The record is from the annotation of a GenBank genome assembly. Lineage: Eukaryota; Dinophyceae; Suessiales; Symbiodiniaceae.
AUGGCAGAGGAGGAAGAAGUGAACCCCAAGGCUUACCCUUUGGCCAAGGAAGCCCUUACCGUGACCAUCUUGGACUUGGUGCAACAAGCAGCCAACUAUAAGCAGUUGAAGAAGGGGGCAAACGAGGCCACCAAGACUUUGAACCGAGGAACUGCUGAGUUGGUGAUCCUGGCCGCGGAUGCGGAGCCCCUAGAGAUCUUGCUUCACCUGCCCUUGGUGUGCGAAGACAAGAACGUGCCGUACGUCUUCGUGAAGUCCAAGACUGCUCUAGGGCGAGCAUGUGGCGUGUCAAGGCCGGUGAUUUCCUGCUCCAUCACUUCGAAGGAAGGUUCCCAGCUGAAUACUCAGAUUCAGGCGAGACCGAACUUUGGAAUCAGCACAUACGAAGGUGCCGCCAGUACCUCGUGCGCCGCGACCAGCCACAAAGCCUCAUUCGGCAGGUGCUUUAGCAAAGGCUACCUGGUCCCGGCGGCCAAGCGAAGGCAGGAAUGCCCAGAGAACCAGGCGAUCGAAGUGGGGCCUGCACGAAGGCUAGAGUCGACGGUGGCGGACAACAAUGAUUUCCGCCGUGGCCAUAUCCUAGGGGCAGAAGCUAGCUCCUUCAAAGGCAUCCAUUGGAGCAAGGUGAGCAACUACGAAGCCACGAGCGAUCGGCCGGUGGUGCGCAAGUCCUUGCUGCGCGAGAUGCAGGAUGCGCCGCAGCACUUGGAAUGGCUGCAGGCCCAUCCACCUCCAGGCUACGAGGAACGCGAUUACUCCAGACGGAACGUGUUGGCACGGGAAGCCAAGGAGGAUGAGGAUAGACACUUGGACCAGCGACCGCAGGGAGUUGCUGGUUAUGGCCGCCGCAAUGUGCUGACUCGUGAGGUGGCCAAAGAUGGCGAUACUGCGAACAUGCCACGACCAGCUGCCAUUGAGGCUGGCGGUGCACCUGUUUUCAUUCGCCCGCGGACCCUCGUCAAGGUGAAAGGCCUCCAAUGA